AAUUUGGCCUGUGGAUGUUAGGAUUGGCGUGCAUGGCCUUGCAUUUUUGCAUAAAACACAUCACCGACUUUCAACUGCUGUGUGAUGUUUGGCGGUUUAGUAAAAAUUUGGAGAAAGUCCGUAAUAUUUAGCUAGUACUUCAAAAACUGUUGAGACUCUGGAACCUAAGGCCAUCACCUAAAGACUGGAACCACAGCAACCACAGCAUUUGCAGAACACUGUAUGACAAGGACAUCUGCAGGCUGUCUGUUCAGAGCCAUGAAGAUGCACUUCAAGUGUCGUGGUGGCAAGUACCCAGGCUCUGAGGUGGAGCGUGCGGCCGUGCCUGACGACAAGGUGCCCUGGUCAGUUAUGUGGCCCGAGUAUGCACCGCCUGUCUAUAGCAGCCCAGUUCUGGCCGGAAAACCGUGGGCAGACCCGGAGCUGUCGGAGGCCGGCUUCAGCCCGCGCUGGAACCAGCUGGAGGGAGGCGUGGACCGGCGCAGUCGCCAGCCGGAGGGGUACUCGCUGGACGCCGCCGGCGCGCCGCUCAACCCGGUGGGCCGGACCGGGCUGCGCGGCCGCGGUCUGCUCGGCCGCUGGGGGCCCAACCACGCGGCCGACCCGCUGGUGACGCGGUGGCGGCGCGGCGCCGACGGCGGCCGCUGGCUGCACCCGGCCAGCGGCCGGCCGCAGCUGCAGCUGGUCACCAUCCAGCGGCGCGACUGCGGACAAUGGGCGCUGCCCGGCGGCAUGGUGGACGCCGGCGAGCGCGUCUCGGCCGCCGUGCAGCGCGAGUUCAGGGAGGAGGCGCUCAACGCGCUGGAGGCGAGCCCCGAGCGGCGGCGAGAGCUCGAGCGCCAGGUGGCGGCCGUGUUCGCCGCCGGUAAGCCCGUCUACCAGGGCUACGUGGACGACCCGCGCAACACCGACAACGCCUGGAUGGAGACGGAGGCGUUCAACUUCCACGACGAGACGGGCGAGGCGGUGGGCGCGUUCCCGCUGCAGGCCGGGGACGACGCUGGCGCCGUGCGCUGGACGGACGUCAGCGCCGAGACCGAGCUCUACGCCAGCCACGCGGCCAUGGUGCGCGCCGUGGCCCAGAUGCACGGCGCACACUGGUGAGGGCACCACCGGAGCGGCCGCAGAGAUCGCCACCGGAGCGGUCAGGGAUGGCACGGUCGCAGAGGGUGAGUGUUCCGUAGCACCAGCCCCGAUGUGACGAGAUGUAAGGUUUCUGCCAGGGACACGCAUGGGUGAUAUAUUCUGCUUAAUGCCUUAAUGCGUGGAUCUGAUGGGAGAGCAUAGGCAGAUGAGUGCAUAGCAGUUUGCAGCUGUUAGUUGUGAUAGGAUUAGGCUUGUUCGGCCGAAAGUGAAUUGGAAGACUUUUUUUCUUGAAUUUUGCAUCACUUGAUACGAUCUUAAAGGAAGGGUGCCACCUUCCGAAAUUUUUGUUCUAUGAAUCUAUUUUACUUAUUUGAAUUUUUAGACGUGGUUAGCGCGUCCACAAUAUACAAAAAACCGAAACAUUGCAUUUAAUACAUUGGCCAAAAAAAAGAUCGUUGUUUAUAUCACCACUACAACUCAAGGUCGUUUGAUGUGGCAGCUAGGACGGCUGGCAUAUCCUGUUGUCAUGGCAACAUAUCAUUCUGCCAUUUGCAUUGAUGGCGCAACUGAGACAAAAAGAUGAACAAAUAAAAAGGAAGAAGAUAACAUGAUUUGAACUAAGUUGUAGGUAACCAAGUAGGUAACUGUUGGCCAUAUUUGCCACCUAAUUGGUAAUGAUGGUGAAUGACGGUGAAGUCGAGUAAAGGUUUUUCCUUUACAAUGCUUAAGAGAUCUAUGGAACCCUUCACCCUUCAUGCAACUUACUAGAAAAACUUCCCAAUUAAAAUUUUAAAACUUAAGUGUAUACCAUAAAGAAAAAAUAUACCCUUUCAAAAUGAUAAAACAUGCUUCAAAAGUAUAACUUUUAUACAUACCUUUGCUGAUUUCAUGUUUUAUAAAAUACCCUUAACACGACGAGGAAAUAGUGCUGAAGAUUUUUGCCUGCCCGAAUGCUGGCAGCAAAACUCGCAAAUGAUAACUUCACGUGCGGAUUCAAUGCUGACCGUCUCGAGCAUAGGUAAGUGAAGCCGGUUUUUAGGUUCAUGUGAGGCUAAUCUUGUAAAAACUGCGUUGUGUCCAAAAGGUGGCACCCUUCCUUUAAGUGGUAGGUACUCAUAGUAUUAAUUGUUAAGGAGACUGCGAAGGCUUUACUUUUGCAUCAUUUUUAUUCUGUGUUUUUGAAAACCCCGUCUUGUUAACCCAUGGGGUUCUGUUCUAAAAGACGUAAUUUUUAUUGAAGCUUAUGGUUCGCUCGGUCUUUUCUUUUCGUCCCAAAGACCAGAAAUAUUACAAGUUGGGCAUGUUUUUGUAUUGUCUGUACACGGCAAUAGGCUCUCAAUAGAACAUAUGGGAUCAAUGCUUUAUACAAUUUGUUGAAUCACCAAUACACGGUGGCUAGCUGUA
Messenger RNA from Amphibalanus amphitrite, 2490 nucleotides. RefSeq names its product ADP-ribose pyrophosphatase, mitochondrial-like. NCBI's taxonomy places the organism in Eukaryota, Metazoa, Arthropoda, Thecostraca, Balanomorpha, Balanidae. The record is from RefSeq and is a predicted model, not a curated record. Gene Ontology annotation, molecular function: ADP-ribose diphosphatase activity. Bases 223 to 1104 code for a protein of 293 amino acids. The transcript has 2 exons.